CUCUGACGUCAUAUAGCGCGUUUGUUUUCCCUGCAGUUCUUAGUAUAAAACUCUAAAAUCCCUUUUAAACAGCCGCAGUUUGAGGAGAAAACAUGGAGGCAGUCUUUCGUGUUCUCGGCUUGGACUGGGUCGACUGCAGGGGUCUCUUCAUAUUCGGGGUUGUUUUUCUGCUGAUGGCCGAUGUUUUGAAGAACAGAGCGCCGAGAAACUUUCCCCCCGGCCCCUGGUCCCUUCCUGUUAUUGGAGAUCUGCAUCGCAUUGACCCUUCCCGGAUGUACCUGCAGUUUUCUGAGUUUGCAGAAAAAUAUGGGAACAUUUUCAGCCUUCGCCUGUUUGGUGAAAGGAUUGUCAUCAUUAAUGGCUACAAGCUGUCUAGAGAAGCUCUGGUCCAGCAAGGAGACGACUUCGUGGAUCGUCCCAGCAUCCCACUGUUUGAAGAGUUGGUUGGGAAUAAAGGUCUUGUAGGUUCCAGUGGUUAUCCAUGGAAGGUACACAGGAGAUUUGCUCUUCAAACACUGAGAAACUUUGGUCUGGGCAAGAAAACCCUGGAGCGAUCCAUCCAGCAGGAGUGCCAGUACCUCACAGAGGCUUUCACUGAUCAGAAAGGCGAGCCUUUCAAUUCCCAGACACUGACAAACAACGCUGUGUCCAAUGUUAUCUGCUGUUUGGUCUUUGGGAACAGAUUCGAGUACACUGACAAGCAGCAGCAGGCUAUCCUUCAGGGCUUCAAUGAGAUUGUUCGCUUACAGGGAAGCUUUUCGGCACAGCUAUACAACAUCAUGCCUUGGCUGAUGAAGCGGUUGCCAGGACCUCAUCAGAGGAUAUUCGUUAUAACAAAAGAAAUAAUGGAAUUCAUAAAAAUCAAGAUCAAAGAACACAGAGAGAACCUCGACCCGUCAUCACCAAGAGACUACAUUGACUCCUUCCUCAUAGAGAUGGGAGAGAAAGAAGACAAAGAUUCAGGUUUUGAUUUGAACAAUUUGUGUUUUUGUAUCCUGGACCUGUUCGGUGCUGGAACUGAAACUACCACCACCACUUUACACUGGGGUCUGCUGUACAUGAUCUAUUAUCCUGACAUACAAGAACGCGUCCAGGCUGAGAUCGAUGCCGUGAUUGGUCCAUCCAGGCCGCCCUCUGUGGCUGACAGAGACAACAUGCCCUACACAAAUGCGGUAAUCCAUGAGAUACAGAGGAUGGGUAACAUCAUCCCUCUCAAUGUGCCCCGAACAGCAAAUAGAGACACCACCCUGGAUAAAUACACAAUUCCAAAGGGCACCAUGAUUUUAGCUACACUUGACUCUGUCCUCCAUGAUGAGUCCAUGUGGGAGACUCCACACUCCUUCAACCCUCAGCACUUUCUGGACCAGGAUGGUAAAUUUAGGAAGAGAGACGCCUUCAUGCCUUUUUCUGCAGGAAAGCGUGUGUGUCUGGGGGAGCAGCUGGCCAGGAUGGAGUUGUUCCUCUUCUUCACCUUCCUCCUUCAGAGGUUUAGACUGUCGCCUCCUGCAGGAGAGCAGCCCAGUCUGGAGUUCAGGAUGGGGGGCACUCGCUGUCCCAAACCUUACCGACUCUGUGCCGUACCACGUUAAACCUUGAAAACUGAGUGCAGUGAAUGAACUUAUUCUGCUAAAACUUAGUGUGAAUCAAAAGUAUGUCCAAUUGCUGGUAGAGUUCCCUAAUCGUUCAGCUGGGUGUUAGAAUUGAGGAACGGCAAGAAGCUGGUGGAACCUGCCUGUUUUUUCUUUUGGGGAAGAAAUUACUUGUACAGGAGAAGUCGUGUGAUCAGAACAGUGAAAAUAAUGCAAGUUUGUGUAAAUGAAAAUGUAUGAAAUCACCUGAUUUUAAAACAGUUUAGAAGAACAAUUACAUUUGACUGUAUUGUUAUAUAAGUCUGCUAUCACUGCAUAGACAAGCAGCCUGAAACAAUAUAUGUGCUUUCAGUGUGUUGUACAAGAAUGAAUAAUCUCUAAUUCCUGUUUAAGUCUCAACAACUAACAUAAUAAUCUACUGAAGUAAAUGUUGCCUCUUGAGGUGAAAAAGUAUUUUUUUACUAAAAGGAUAGCUUGUGUUUUUCUUGACUGAAAAAUAAGUGUGGUCCAUUAACAAUGUACUGCAAAAGUGAACUAAAAGUAAGUAAAACUUUCUUGAAAUGAGUGUAUUUGUCCUUGAUUUGAGCAGGUAAAAUAAGAUUAUCCACCAGUGGAAUGUGUAUUUUUACCCCUAAAAUAAGAUAUUUACAUGUAUAGCACUUGAAAUAUGAUGAUGGAGAUGAAUUGUUCCCAUUUCAUGCGCAAAGGUUUUAUUCCACUGGCAGAUAAUUUAAACUUGCCCGCUUAAAUCAAGGAUAAAUACACAUUUAAAGAAAAUCUUACUUUUAGUCUGCCUUUAUGCAGUGUAGCUGUUAUAUUACUCUGGUAUCAUUUACGUGAAUUCUUCUGACACUUGUGUUAAACUCGUAUUAUCAUUUUUGCUGUCCUGUUUUUACCCAAAGACGAUCUAUUUGUUUUAACUACUGUAAAUGUAGAGCUCGGUCUACUGGUCAUUUCCUGCUAUUCCUUUUGCAGCUUGAUUUUCUAGAUGAGAUCAUAAAAAAAAUACAUGUGCCUGAUAUUUUAAGUUUAAACUCCUCAUAAAAAGUAAAUCAAAUAAAAUAAAUAUUUUGUUUUGAGUCCCUAUUUCUGUAUUAAUAAUAAAAGUGUUCGUAUUUACAAUUUG
Molecule: messenger RNA, 2715 nt
Organism: Fundulus heteroclitus (mummichog)
Lineage: Eukaryota; Metazoa; Chordata; Actinopteri; Cyprinodontiformes; Fundulidae
Product: cytochrome P450 2J2
Exons: 9
Coding region: 93-1589 (498 amino acids)
Biological process (GO): xenobiotic metabolic process
Cellular component (GO): intracellular membrane-bounded organelle; cytoplasm
Molecular function (GO): heme binding; iron ion binding; oxidoreductase activity, acting on paired donors, with incorporation or reduction of molecular oxygen, reduced flavin or flavoprotein as one donor, and incorporation of one atom of oxygen
Source: RefSeq, a predicted model, not a curated record